AUGGGUGAGCAAACUCUUGAUGACGGGUUUGGAGGUGCGGUAGAUAAUUUGCUCGCCGAGGUCGACCUCGAAACUCGCGGCUGCCAGCUUGUUUCACCGGCUCGCAGUGCAUCUUCCGACAAUGAUCGAUUAACUGCCCUCAACAAGCUGAGGACUCUGCUUGAAGCUCCAUUUGGCUCAGGGAAUGUGAACGACCAGCCAAAAAGUCCCCUCUACGAUGGCGGCAAGGACUUCGGGAGCCAUGAGAUCCAUGGAACCUCACUGCAAAAGCAUCAUGCUAAGGAGAGCGACCGUCCAUCUCCUGCAGCAUCACAUCUGUCUGAUACUUCAGAGAAAUCACAGAGACCGCUGAAAGGCACAGACCGUACAAGCGUGCUUAAGCAUGCGGAGGCUGUGAUUGAAUACCAGCGUGACCGUAUCAACUCAUUGGAGGAAGCCGUUGCCAAGUUCAACGCAGCUUUGACGCAAACAACUGACAUGUACAAGCAGGAACUACAGCGUCAGGUCGACGACAACCUGACUUUGCGCCAGGAUAUGCAAAAGGUGGUGACUGAAUUUGAGGUACUAUCGAAGCGGUAUCAGAUGGACAUGGGUGAGACAGAAGCUCUAAAGAAGCAGGUUAAUUUUCUAUCGCAUGACCUGUCGAAGAAGGAGUUGGCACUUUCGGAAAUGCAGGAACAAAUGCAGCAACUCCCGUUGGAUAACAACGAGCUCAAGGAGAAAAAUCGUUUACUUUCGAACGAAGUGGAACGUUUGAACCGUGAGAUACGUGGGAUUAGCCUCCUGGAUUCUAAGAUAAACGCAAAGAAUGCUACUGCGGAGAUCGCAGGGACAACUCAGGCAUGUGCUGCUCAACAUGAGCGUCUCAAGGCGAGCAACAAAUGCAUUGCACAGCUAGAAAAUGACUUGCAGGCUUAUAAACGCCUGACGGAAUCGCAAAGUAUGGAUAUUAAACGCCUAAACUAUCAAAUUGAAAAGAUGCGUGGCGCUACUAAGCCUAACGACUACCUGGUCUCUGCGCAGCGUCAGAUGUUACAAAUCAGAUCCGUAUUCCUACAAUUGGCGAAGCAGGCGAAGGAACCUAAGGCUGUUUCGCGUCAGAGUACCGUUGAAGAGGAUCUGAACAACCGUUCUUUGUAUGCGGCUUACAAUAUGAAGACAUCCGCAGAAUUCCGCGAGAUGUACGACAAGCUUCUGGAAUUGAUGAACCGCAACGUGUCAAGACCAUCAUACCAUCAAGAUUUCUACACUAUUGUGGUGACAUACAUCCGCGACACAAUUAGUGAGGAAGUUCAUCUACGUAUCGACGAGUCGAUGUUAACCUUUGACAAAGCAGAGGAGGGUGGUAUGACUGAAGUGGUUCGAAUCCCUUUGAGCUCUGUGCUGGGUGUGAAGAAGCUCGACGAUAGCAAUGAGUUCUGCAUCCACACCAGUGACUUAUCCUCGCAUGUGAUUCGUGCAGGAAACCGUGACGUGUUCAAUAGACUCUACUAUGCUUUGCAGUACGGUGGUUUCAUUACUGAUCAUUUGAGGUUUUCAGUAUUCUCCAAGGUUGACUUCAGCUGGUUACCUUCCGAUUCCACUUGGCCGGUGAACAGUGCUGUGGUUUUGGCUGCGGAGUCGAGCUUGAAAGGUGACUGUCCUACUGAUUUCGAGGGAGUAAGGACUACUUUGUGUGAUAUCUACAUAAUAACGGACCCUAUUGAGCGUCUUAUGACUAUCGACCACUGCACCAACUCACUUGUAGUGAUUGGGCCACAGAUGUCGUCUACACCCUUUAUCGUUCCAUGCAACAAUGUGUUUGCGGUACGACUUUGUGACCCUCAGCAUACUGCGUGCAACCCUAUCAUGGCUGUUGAUCCACCCGUUGCUACGCUGGCAAAUGGCGCGUCUACUGGUUCUUAUUUCACCUCGUCGCAGCACAUGUUUGCCUUUGUUUUUGAAAACAAAAGGGUACUCUUCGUGAAGGGUGUUGACACUGAUAAUGAAAAGCGACUGCUGACACUCGUCCACAAGGGUCAAUACCGCCAGUUCGAGGAUCCCUCUGACCGAGCCGUUCUCGAUGCUGUUGAUCAACAUUCUCCGGAGCAUGGCAAUUCCGGUAACUGGGAAACCCCUAUUGCUGAUGGCCGCUCACAGGAGACUAUUGGGGACCGUUCAGGAACAAUGGCAUUGGAAACUGCACCAAGCAAGGUUUACGAGCUGAAGGAUGACAAACUCCUGCUUUACAUGCAACAAGACGAGCAGAUAGUGUUGGAUAACAACUCUUGUUACUUCAGGGUCAACGAGGAGACUUGCGAAGUUGCGCUUUCCUCGGGUUCUUCGGAAACCUACGUGUUGAGUUUCCCUAAAACGGAGGCUCUGCAGAGCUUUGUGCGUGAUUUGGAGUCUCAUGGAUUUAGGCAUCUCAAGGAAGCUGAGGUCCAUCGCCAAGUUUGCAUAGUGACUGUUGGCUGUCUGCAACUGUACAAGGACACAAGUCAGCCACCAAUUGUGACUUUCAACAAAGAGGACACAUAUGUAACGGUGAACGAAGUUAGCCGAGAGAUUAAGAUUUCGAAUUCCAAGGACAAGACAGUGAACAUGACUCUGGACUGCACUAGCCCUCUGGAAUUCCGUCGUUGGCAAUUUGCUUUGGGUUUCGCGGGCUUCCUCAAGGUACCUGUCAAGGCUAAGCAAGGCGACACGCUGAAGAAGUACAUUUUCCCAAUAAAGAUCUUUGACGACAAUGCUUCGUCUGAGCGUCGUGCAUUCCAGGUGGAGGCUAAGCGUAUUUGUCUAUAUGUCAAUCCCACUGUUAAGGAUCCCUUCUUGAUGUUGGACAAGUCCAGCAUAUCGCUGGAGUUGAUUGAUGCUGAGCGUCGUCUCAGGCUCUAUGUAAAUCGCAAUUCAAAGAUGGAGGAGCGUUUCGAUUUUGUGCUGACUAUGCUAACGGAUUAUCAGGCUCUGAAGACCUCGCUGAAGAAGCAUGGCUACGGACUUGAACCACCUAAGGGCAAGGGUUCCACAUAUCACUUUGUUCUUGCCAAGUCUGGGUUGAUUGCGAUUCACCGUACUAAGUUUGACCCUGAACCUCAACUUGUGUUUGAGCGGAAGAACUAUACUGUGGAUGUUUCCAACAAGUGCAUCAAAUUUAUGUCUAAGGUUGAUUUGAAUAAGAUCAUUCAGAUCGAUUUCAAGAAGGAUUUCAACUUCAAGAGAUGGUGCAUGGCUCUGAAAGUGGCUGGUUACUUGCCACUAACACCUGAGCGUGUGCCUAUUUUAUACAUGCCCACCAUCGUAUACGGUCACAUAUGCCCAGAAAUCCCUACCUUACUGAAAGGUCAUUUGAAGUGA
Molecule: messenger RNA, 3336 nt
Organism: Babesia sp. Xinjiang
Lineage: Eukaryota; Apicomplexa; Aconoidasida; Piroplasmida; Babesiidae
Exons: 1
Coding region: 1-3336 (1111 amino acids)
Source: RefSeq, a predicted model, not a curated record